GACGAGUGACCACAGAGGAGGGGAAGUCCCAACCCAACAAAGCGCCCUCGCCCGACGAGGGGGAAGAGAUCUGCGCCAGCCCGGCGAGAAGAGCAACAAGCCGCAAACGGCCCGCGCGGCAAGGCGGGAGGCAGCAGGGCAGACCCAGGAGCAGCAGGGAGGAAGCGGGGCAAGGGCAAGCAGCGGCACGCGAAGAGAGCGCGAAGCCAAGGAGAGCGCGGGGCAAGAGGGGGGACCGGGAAGGGAACGGGGAGGGCGGGGCAAGAGGAACGGCACGCGGACGAGCACAAGAGAGCACAGACCGGGCGGGAACAAACCCGAGCGCCGGAACAAACGGCGGCAGCCAGAGCAGGGCGGGACGGGCCGCAACAGAGGCGAGGAACGCAGCGGCAGGGGGAGACAAAGCAAGACACGGGGGCAAGCGGAGGGCCAGGAAACGGCGCCCCCGGCAGAGGGAAGGAGAGAAGCCGGAAGGAGAGGCCGGGAGCAAGGGCGCCGGCCAGAGCGGAAGCAGGGGAGCCGGCAAGAAGAGGGGCCGGGACCAAAACACAAACGCAGACGGGAAGGACCCCGAAGAGAGCGCAGAACCCACGGCACAGCAGCCCAAGGGGCGGCCCGGGAGGGAGAGAAAGCGGCGAACAACACCCACGGCAGGAGCAAGAGCGGGGCGCGGACAGACCAGCGCAGACAGCAAACGACCAACAGCGGAAGAAGAAGGAACGCGGGGCAGGCGGCAGGCGCGGGCGCACGAGAAGGCACAGGGCGGCGGCGCAACGGGAAAGGCAGACCAAGAGGGGGAGGCACGGGCGGAGCGGAGCCAGACGAAAGCGCGCAAGGACGGGCGCGAGAGACGGCGCGGGAGAGAACCACAACGGCGGGGCGGCCGGGCACGAAGGAGCGGCAGCCCAAGAAGGGGCGGGGCGGGGCCCAGGGCCGGCAGAGAAAAGGACGGACGCAACGCGGGGGGCAACGGGGGAAGGCGGGAAACAGGGCGACCAACAAGCAACAGAGCAGCAACAGAAAGCAACAAGAGAACAAAGGCAGCAGCAGAGAAGCGGGGACAAAAACACAGGGGGCGGAAGAAGGCGGCGGGGACCCAGGCGGACGCAGAACGAGAAGGAAACGGGGAGACCACGGCCGCGGAGCGGGCGGCAAGCCAGACAAACGCGGCGGGAACCGGCAAACAGAAGCCGCGGCCCGGGGACGGGGAAGCCCGCAGGGGCGCCAGAGAGAGCGCCGCAGCGAAAGCACCAGGGAGAAAAGCGGGCGGACAGCCAGCGGCGCAAGGGCGAAAGCCAAACGAGCGGCGAGACCCAACACAACGCGAAGGGAGGAAAAGGGCACAACAGGAGAGAAAAGGGCAGCAAAAGCAAGACCGGGCGGCGGGCGAAAACCGGCACCACCAGGCGAGCGGGGAAGCGGGGAACGGAAGGGCCCGCGGCAGGGGCAAGCGGGAGACCCACCGGGGCGGCAAAGCGGGCCGGGGCGGGGGGGCCCGGACCAACGCAAAGGGAGCAGGGGCAGAGAGGGAAGGCAGCGCAGCCGGCAGAGCCGCAAGCCAGGGGCGCGGGGGCGCACGCGCCAGAGCGGCGGCAGAGAACGCAGGGGCGCCCCCAGCAGGGAAGAGCACAGACGGACGGGAAGAGGAACGAGGAGAGGGGCGCCGGGCCCGGGAGACCGGCGAGGAGGAGCAACGGGAACCGGCGAAGGAACGGCGGGGGCCGGGGGCACAACAGCAGCAACAGGACCAGCCACAGCAGCGGGAGCAGCCGGAGGGGCGGGGACAAGAGCACCGGCGGGCCAGGCGCGGGAACCGCAGCAACAGCAGGGGAGCGGCGCGGGAAACGGGCGCACAGGCAACCAAACGGCCGCGGGCGGGAGAGGCGGGCGGGCGCACGGGGGCAACAGCGGCAAGGGGGGAGCGGCAAAGAACACGACAGCACGGCGGCGCACAAGCGGCGGCGCAACGGGAGCAGACAGCGGGAGCCAAAGGCAGCAAGACCAGAACCAAGGAAAAGGCACGGGCGAGGCGGCGAGGCCAACGGAGAGCGGGCAGCGCGGGGGACAGGCACAAAGGCCGGACAACCGAAGACGCGGAGGGGAGCAGAAGAAACGGCCGGGCCACACCAAACCGGAGCAGGAACGGCAGGAGGCAAAGCAAGAACGGGAGAGAAGGGAGAACAGGAACAGCGGGGGAAACGGCCGCGGCCCAAAAAGAACGAGGCAACGGGGCGGCAGCAAGCAGACAGCGGACGCGCGCCAGAAGGGGCCGAGGCAGCCGCGCGGCGAAGCCAGGGAAGGAGGAGGGGAGGAGGAGGGGCGGAGGGCGAAGACCGGGCAGGCGGCAAGACGCAGCAAAGGGGCCACGGACGCACCGCCAGGGCAGGACGGAGGCACGGCAAGGGCGGCCCGGGCGGGCGCGCAACAAGGGCAGGAAACGCGGGAAACACACCAAACACAGCACGGGGGGCGGCAAAGGGGAAACCCAGAGGGGCCGAGAAGAAGCAGCAAGGAAGGGCACAAAGGAAGAGGCACCGCCAAGGGAGCGAACCGGCAGGGGGCCACACACAGCAGAAGGGAGCAACGCAAGGGGCAAGGGGCGCGGCGGCGGCGAAGGAGAAGGGCGCAGAAAAGAAACGCGGGGCGGGGGCCGGCCAGGCAAGGAACACAGCGGGCCAAGCGAGCGGCCGGGACGCCGGAAAGCGGCGGCGGGGGCAAGGGAAGCAAGCCCGGCACACGCAGGGGGGCCAAGGCGGGGAGGCCACAAGGCGAGGCACAGGCGGGGGCGGCCACAGGCACGGAAGCACCAGAAAGAGAGCGGGGGAAAGAGGACAAGGGAGAAGACGGGGACCGCGGGCAAGAACCAGCGAGCCGGGAGGGAGGGGCCAAGGGCCAGCACCAAGAAACAACAGAAACCAGCAGCAGCGUAG
Ipomoea nil (Japanese morning glory) is the source of this 2930-nucleotide messenger RNA. RefSeq lists its product as uncharacterized. The record is from RefSeq and is a predicted model, not a curated record. Lineage: Eukaryota; Viridiplantae; Streptophyta; Magnoliopsida; Solanales; Convolvulaceae. The transcript has a single exon. The annotation marks the transcript as partial.